Messenger RNA from Gavialis gangeticus (Gharial), 3730 nucleotides. RefSeq names its product 6-phosphofructo-2-kinase/fructose-2,6-biphosphatase 2 (gene PFKFB2). Gene Ontology annotation, molecular function: fructose-2,6-bisphosphate 2-phosphatase activity; ATP binding; 6-phosphofructo-2-kinase activity. Gene Ontology annotation, biological process: fructose metabolic process; fructose 2,6-bisphosphate metabolic process. The transcript has 14 exons. The record is from RefSeq and is a predicted model, not a curated record. Lineage: Eukaryota; Metazoa; Chordata; Crocodylia; Gavialidae. Gene Ontology annotation, cellular component: cytosol. The coding region runs from base 7 to 1632 and encodes 541 amino acids.
GCCGCGAUGUCCGCCGAGCCACCCCCGGGGCCGGAGGGCCGCUCCGCCAUCCUGCGCGCCUCGGAGAAGAAGUGCUCAUGGGCUUCUUAUAUGACCAACUCCCCUACACUGAUCGUUAUGAUUGGUCUCCCUGCACGGGGCAAGACUUAUAUGUCCAAGAAACUAACCCGCUACCUCAAUUGGAUUGGAGUGCCUACAAAAGUGUUUAAUUUAGGAGUGUACCGUCGUGAAGCAGUGAAGUCGUACAAGUCCUACGAUUUUUUCAGGCAUGAUAACAAAGAAGCCAUGGAGAUUCGGAAAAAAUGUGCCUUGGUGGCCCUGGAAGAUGUGAAAGCUUAUCUCCUGGAGGAGUGCGGGCAGAUUGCAGUCUUCGAUGCAACCAACACAACUCGGGAAAGGAGGGACCUGAUUUUAAAUUUUGCUAAAGAAAAUGCUUUUAAGGUGUUUUUUGUGGAGUCUGUCUGUGAUGAUCCUGAUGUGAUUGCUGCCAAUAUCCUGGAAGUGAAGGUCUCAAGUCCUGACUACCCAGAGAGAAACAGAGAGAAUGUGAUGGAUGACUUCCUGAAGAGGAUAGAGUGCUAUAAAGUCACAUACCAGCUUCUUGAUCCAGAUGAUUAUGACAAAGACCUUUCCUUCAUUAAAGUGAUCAACGUGGGGCAGCGAUUCCUGGUAAACCGGGUCCAGGAUUACAUCCAGAGUAAAAUUGUCUACUACCUUAUGAACAUUCACGUCCAGCCCCGUACCAUCUACCUGUGCCGACAUGGCGAGAGCGAGCACAACCUUGUUGGCAAGAUUGGUGGGGAUUCUGGCUUGUCAUCUCGUGGCAAACAGUUUGCUCAAACCCUGAAAAAAUUUAUCAAGGAGCAGGAAAUUGUGGAUUUGAAGGUGUGGACAAGCCAGCUGAAGAGAACUAUCCAGACAGCUGAGUCUUUGGGGGUCCCCUAUGAACAGUGGAAGAUUUUGAAUGAGAUCGAUGCUGGGGUAUGUGAAGAAAUGACUUAUGAAGAAAUUGAAAAUAAGUACCCUGAUGAGUUUGCUCUGAGAGAUCAAGAGAAAUAUCUUUAUCGCUAUCCCGGAGGAGAGUCUUAUCAAGACUUGGUGCAGCGCCUCGAGCCUGUAAUCAUGGAGCUAGAACGUCAAGGCAGUGUCUUAGUUGUCGCUCACCAGGCUGUUAUGAGAUGCCUGUUGGCUUACUUCCUUGACAAGAAUGCAGAUGAGCUGCCGUACCUGAGAUGCCCGCUUCAUACUGUAUUCAAACUCACGCCGGUUGCAUAUGGUUGCAAAGUAGAAAUGAUCAACCUGAAUGUUGAAGCAGUCAACACCCACCGAGACAAACCUUCUAUGAGUACAACCAACCCUUCAAAGAGCCAAACUCCCUUAAGGAUGAGAAGAAACAGCUUUACACCUCUGGCCAGUGCGGACACAAUAAAGCGCCCACGAAAUUACAGUGUUGGGAGCAGGCCUCUCAGCCCGCUGGAGUCUCUCGUAUUCCCAGAGGCUCAAGAUGGGAGUGAUCAUCGGAAGCUACAAGUCAGUGCUCAAGUGGUAACUCAUCUAUGCUAUCCCUUCACACAGUCGUGCACACAAGUAAUGAUCAAACAAUCACGGACCAUUUCCAGUGAUUCCAUUUGAAGUGCAUAUGUAGCCACGUAGCAUGUAUACCUUUCAUCACCAUCCAAUCUUGAGAAUCACUUAAAAUGCUGAACCUAUUAACACCAUCUUGGAGUGGAACUGUCAUCCAGAAGCAUUACAAUCGCAUGCUACCGGCAGGGUGACUCUCCUUGCAUAAUGCUGAUUUUCUGGUUGGUUAAUUUAAACUAGGGCACUCCUCAGCAGGAUGGGUAGAUUGGUAAAAGUAGUGGCCUGUUUACAAGUCCAAAUGCUGUAAGGUAUAUGCAACUAAAUGGUCCUCUCAUCCCAGUGCGAUUUGAUUAGCAGCUUCUUUGCAUGCUCAGUCGUGGUGAGGAGUAGCCAUGCCUCUUCACUCGGCUGCUCCUGCCCUUUUUGUUCUGCAGACUCUUGGUUCGAGCUGUGGCCAGAGGGUGUUUCAAGGCACUUGAUCCUUGAUACUACUGUCCUCCUUUUACCAUCUCUGUACAUGAAAGCCAAAAUUUGCAAAAGCAGCCAUAGAUUUUUAGAUGCCUUGAUGUCUAGUUGUCCAACUUCUAAAGUGUCUCAUGUUCAGACCCUACCAUUUUAUUUCCUACUUGCUUAAUGAAAGUGUGGGCCAGACUCACUCCUUGCUGUGUGUAUGUGGAGCCCCAUUUGCUUUUUUAUUUCUUUGUUCCCAGUUCCUUGAGGAACGAGCUGGGGAAGAGAGGUGAUGAUUCUUAGUCCAGUUUCCCAGUGACACAGAGAAAUCUAGUGCAGAAAUGGCUAUAAUUGCUUCACUUGUUGGAAGCCCCAGGGGAGAGAGAAAGCAUGGAAGAGGCUGGGUGUUGAACUGUCCUCUGACCGGUAAAGUCAAGCUUAGGACAGAUUGGUGGGCCAGUGUGAGGGUCUUUUCAGAACCAGGCUCUUGCUGCAGCUGCACCCAUGUUGCAUUUUGCUCCUCUCUCCGGGGCCUGCCAUCUUUAGUGAAGCAAUUAUUUCCAGUCUGCUGCUGGACUGAUCUCUGGCACUGAUUGCUGCAGUUCUCUUGGGAAUGACACUGGCUUAUGUAGGAAGGUGAGAGAGAGAGAGAAAGUGAAGUCUGAUUCCUCCCAGUUAUUUGCUUCUUGUGUCUUGCAUCAGAUAAACAGGGCUCAGAUCAGUGACAAGAUUCCACCUUUUCCUAGGACAGCAGGGCAAGUCACAAUUACAGUUCUCAGUCUCUUAAGUAUUUAAUAGACCUGCUUGGGAUCACUUUUUUCCCCCUGCUAGCAUAUGAACUUUUCAAAAAAAGAAAACAAAAGAAUGGGUUUUUUUUUUCAAUGUUAAAGACAGUUUUUUUUUCAAUAGAAACUUCUUUAAACAUUCCCUCCGUCUUGUUUCCAGUGGUGGCUUUAUAACCUGCUGCUGCUGUAGUACACAAGAGCCAACAAAUACUUUUGGGAGUAGCCAAAAAUGAAAUAUAACCUAUUUUUGUUGUUCAAGUAGCAUCCCCUGUGUUUGCACUUCAGCCAGCUUAAAGACUGGAGUGUGACAGUUUUAAAAGCUUUGGUCCUAAUUCACCAGUGCAUUGCAGUUUUCAGGCUGGCCUUGCUCUGUUAUCUGCCAAGCAAUGAAAUGAAGUAAUUUCUGAUGAACCCCAAGUUCAACUUGGGGUCUGUAAUUCUAAGGUGCUUGCAGUAAAACACAUCCCCAACUCUUUGGAAGUGACAGCUAAUAUUGGGCAUCCAACUUAAGACACUUCAGGUGAUGCCCUUUGGAUACCAGGCUCCUUUUGAAAAUCAGCCCCUUGAUGUUGCAUAAGUAGGGUGGCCCAUAAAUGGAGACGCUCAGGAUCACUCCUCACUUGUGUGAGUUUGGGUUCUGUCCUAAUGCAAUUGUUUAAAACCUAAAAUAGUCUUUUUUUUAAACUUAGCAUUGUAAAAAUUGCUUCUCUUUGCUUUGCCGUUAAUAAGAACGCUGCUUAUUACGAGGGAUGAUGCUGAAUUGGACAGAGCCAUAUAAAUGAGUGUGCAGCUAGUGAGCUGAAUGACUAGCUCAGCUUGAUUGAUGCUUCAGGGUGCAGUUUGCCUGGCCUGUCAUACCACCGGUUCUGAUAAGUCUGCAAUGGUGCCUUCCCAACAUGAGAUUCUGGGGGUUG